AUGGCUCUUCUAAUUAAAAUAUGCGGUUUGCGCACGGCGGAGGCCGCCAACCAGGCAAUCGAGGCCGGAGCAGAUCUCCUCGGCGUAAUUAUGGUACCUGGACGGAAAAGAACGGUGGCUCUAGACGUUGCGGCGGAGAUUUCGAAGCUCGCUCAAAAUAAAAGAAAGGCCUUGGGCCGUCAAUUCCAGAGCGUAAACGAGAUUCUUAAUCAUAUCAACAGCUUAAAAUUCGACUCUCAUAGGGCUUAUUUCCAGAAAUUCAAGGUCUUGGUUGAAGAGAACGGACCGUUUUUGGUAGGUGUCUUCAGAAACCAGAACAUCGAAGAUGUGUUCAAAUUGGCCAAUCAGGCCAGCGUAGAUUUCAUACAGCUUCAUGGUAGCGAGGAUGUGAGCGAGUAUCUAGCCAGAAAUGAUGGGCUCAAGUACGGAAUAAUCAAGAGAUAUGUGAUCCCAGACCACACCGAACAAAUGAAGGAAUUUUUCCCAAAGGUCUUGGAAUCUACACACCAAGGGUUUGGGUUCCCAUUGCUAGACUCUGAGCUCGGCGGCGAGGGCCAGACUAUCGAUUGGACACUCAUCAAUGACUUGGACGGAGACUUCAUGCUCGCCGGUGGUUUGAACGCAGAAAACCUCAGUGAAACAAAACCCUUCUUGAAGAACGUGUUUGGAUUCGACGUCAGCGGUGGUGUCGAGAAUGAAAAUGGUGACAAAGACUUGGACAAGAUCUCCAGGUUUGUAGCAAACGGUAAGCAGGUUCUUACAUAA
Australozyma saopauloensis is the source of this 765-nucleotide messenger RNA. RefSeq names its product phosphoribosylanthranilate isomerase (gene TRP1). NCBI's taxonomy places the organism in Eukaryota, Fungi, Ascomycota, Pichiomycetes, Serinales, Metschnikowiaceae. Gene Ontology annotation, molecular function: phosphoribosylanthranilate isomerase activity. The record is from RefSeq and is a predicted model, not a curated record. The coding region runs from base 1 to 765 and encodes 254 amino acids. Gene Ontology annotation, biological process: L-tryptophan biosynthetic process. The transcript has a single exon.